CGUGAGAGACGCAACAAUGGCUCAAGCAGUGAAGAGGAGGCUGGUCGUGUGUGGCGGCAAUGGCUUUUUAGGAAGCCGCAUCUGCAAAGCUGCCACUGCUCGGGGUUGGCAAGUUACUUCCAUCAGUCGCUCCGGCGAGCCCACCUGGUCCUCCGUAACCUCCUCGCCCAAUCCCCCGCCAUGGGCGCAAGCCGUCUCGUGGCAGAAGGGCGACAUACUCAACCCCUCCUCAUAUACCUCCCACCUUGAAGGCGCCGAUGCCGUAGUGCAUUCCAUGGGGAUACUGCUAGAAGCCGAUUACAAGGGCGUGCUGCAAGGGAGAGAGUCGAUUGUGAGCGGACUACAACGCGCUUUCAGCAGCACAAAAGGCGGCAGCCAGAACCCGCUGGAGAGGAAAGAGGGAGAGCCGUUGAAGCCCCAGGAAAGGGAUGGGCAAUUGACGUAUGAGCUGAUGAAUCGUGACUCGGCUAUUGGCCUUGCCAAAGAAGCCUCAGCACACAAGGUCCCAUCCUUUCUCUACAUAUCCGCUGCUGGCGGUGCUCCGAUCCUCCCAGGCCGCUACAUCGCCUCGAAACGCGAAGCCGAAGCUACCAUCGCUGCCGCAUUCCCCUCGAUGCGAAGUAUAUUUAUCCGUGCGCCGUUCUUGUACGACUCGUCCCGAGGUUUCACAGUACCGAUGGCUGCCAUAACGGGUAUGGGUGCAAUGGCAAACUCGCUGGUCGGGGGAAAACUGACAUGGCUGAUGGGUGCUGGUGGUGUCAAGCCUUUGAAGGCAGACACAGUGGGCGAAGCCUGUGUUGAAGCCCUGGGAGACAGCGCCAUCAAAGGACCAGUGGAAGUGAAGGAGAUUGAAGCUUUGGGGACGAAGGCGUGGAGAAAAGGUAUGUUGUAAGACCAGGGCUCUCAGACUUUGUGUAGACGCUGUACUUCACUCCUGUAUUAUAGGUAUAUCUCCGCAUGCAUAGAACUGGGAGACUUCCAUACCACUUAAUCAGUAUAGACCGGCCAUCCUAAGCCCUCAUCUCACGACUACUCCUCAACUCGACGAACUUAGUAUAUGGAAAUGGAACGCCGUGUUUGGUCUGUAUCGAAGGCGCACGUGAAGAUUUUGUGAUGGAAAAGUAGCUUGCGCGUGCAGAGACCACCGAUUGGAAUUAUGGGGCAAAGUUUGUGAGUUUGUCCUCGGGAGUGCAAUUGUAGGUAGAGUCUCUAAAUUAUGUCACAUGUCACCGCGCUUCAUUAAAAAUCAGCA
Molecule: messenger RNA, 1252 nt
Organism: Mytilinidion resinicola
Lineage: Eukaryota; Fungi; Ascomycota; Dothideomycetes; Mytilinidiales; Mytilinidiaceae
Product: NAD(P)-binding protein
Exons: 4
Coding region: 17-892 (291 amino acids)
Cellular component (GO): mitochondrion
Molecular function (GO): protein-containing complex binding
Source: RefSeq, a predicted model, not a curated record